Culex pipiens pallens (northern house mosquito) is the source of this 2253-nucleotide messenger RNA. It is a transcript of the gene RpA-70, whose product is annotated as replication protein A 70 kDa DNA-binding subunit. Bases 254 to 2101 code for a protein of 615 amino acids. Gene Ontology annotation, biological process: DNA replication; nucleotide-excision repair; meiotic cell cycle. Gene Ontology annotation, molecular function: single-stranded telomeric DNA binding; damaged DNA binding. NCBI's taxonomy places the organism in Eukaryota, Metazoa, Arthropoda, Insecta, Diptera, Culicidae. Gene Ontology annotation, cellular component: nucleus; DNA replication factor A complex. The record is from RefSeq and is a predicted model, not a curated record. The transcript has 3 exons.
ACUCCUGUUUGUACACGAAUGUCCGCCUCAUUUGCGUGCUCGAAGUCAAGUCAAGAAAAUUAUUCUUUGUUUUCCGGAAUUUUCGCUGCAGAGUUAGAAAAUUCGUGAUUGCUGGACGAUCUAACGAUCUCGAGUGUUGAGUGUAACUGAUUGCAGCUGUUGAUAAGGGUUGAAAUUUGAGGAAUUCGUGAAAGUUCAGGAGUCCACAAGUUUGCAAAUUGCUCUGAAGGAAGUUUUGGGGAAAAACGGAACCAUGAGCUUCAACGGGCUGCUUUCGACCGGCUGCAUUGCUGAAAUAAUGCGCGGUGUCGAGAUGGAAAAGUCGGUGGUGCAGAUUCUGGGCUCGAAGCGGAUCGCCGGCAGUGGCGAACAGGCCGAGCGGUACCGGCUGCUCAUCUCGGACGGUCAGUACCUGUACAGUUUCGCGAUGUUGGCGACCCAGCUGAACGAGAUGCACCACUCAGGUCAGCUGGCAGAGUUUACCGUUAUCCGGAUUGAUCGGUUCAUCACGUCGGUCGUGAACCGGAACGAGCGGGGUGAGAAGCGAGUGUUGAUCAUUUUGGACUUGACGGUGGUGAAGCCGGGUUCUGCGGUUGGGGUGAAGAUUGGCAAUCCACAGCCGCUGACGGAGGGUGGAAAUCCAAGCGGAGGGGCGGCCAGUUCAGGUGCUCCGGCUAGGACAGAGUCGGCCGGAGCUGUGAGCAACGGGUCGUCGUACCAGAAUCGUCUCAACAGUAGCGUUAGUGCGUCCAACAGUACGCAGAGCUCACUGCAGGAAUCGUUGACCCAUCCGAUCAACUCGCUGAGUCCGUACCAGAACAAGUGGGUCAUCAAGGCGCGGGUCAUGUCCAAGUCGGCGAUCCGCACCUGGAGCAAUGCCAAAGGCGAAGGCAAGCUCUUCUCGAUGGACAUUAUGGACGAGUCGGGUGAAAUUCGCGUGACUGCGUUCAAGGAGCAGUGCGACAAGUUCUACGACAUGAUCGAAGCAGAUAAAGUCUAUUACAUUACAAAGUGUCAGCUGAAGCCGGCCAACAAGCAGUACUCAACGUUGAAGAACGACUACGAGAUGACCAUGUCAAACGAAACGAUCAUUCAGGAGUGCAAGGAUGUGGACGCGUCAAUGCCCGGUAUCCAGUACAACUUUGUGCCCAUUUCGCAGAUUACCAACAUGGAAGCGAACGCCAUGAUCGACGUGGUCGGUGUCUGCAAGGAAGCGAGCGAGUUGAACACAUUCACGGCCAAAUCUUCCGGUCGAGAGCUGACCAAACGUGAAGUCACCAUGGUGGACUCCAGCAACGCUGCAGUACAACUGACCCUCUGGGGCGCCGAUGCCCAAAACUUCCCCACCUCGACGAACCCGGUGGUCGUGGUCAAGGGAGCUCGCGUGACCGAAUUCGGCGGAGGAAAAUCGCUCGGUUUGGUCGGAGGCAGCGUCAUGAAAUUGAACCCGGACAUUGACGUCGCUCACAAGAUUCGCGGCUGGUACGACAACGGAGGCUGCGACGCCGUCAUCAACAGCGUUUCCACCCGGACCGGUGCCGCUGGCGGUUCGUACUCGACCGAGUGGAUGACGUUCCACGAGACCAAGGAGAAGAACCUGGGUCACGGCGACAAGCCGGAUUACUUCCAGGUGAAGGCCCUGGUGCACAACAUCAAGUCGGGUAACGCCGUCUACAAGGCGUGCCCACAAACCGACUGCAACAAGAAAGUGGUCGACCAGGACAACGGACAGUACCGGUGCGAAAAAUGCAACGCCGAUUUCCCCAACUUCAAGUACCGGCUGCUGGUUAAUAUGCUGGUUGGCGACUGGACCUCGAACCGCUGGGUGACGGUCUUCACCGAGCUGGGCGAGCAGAUGCUAGGCAAGACUUCGCAGGAAAUCGGCGAUGCGCUCGAGUACAACAAAGACGAGGCCGAACAGAUCUUUUCCAACAUCAGCUUCGCGAGCUUCAUCUUCAAGCUGCGCACCAAGGUCGAGUUUUACGGCGAUGCGGCCCGCAACAAAACCACCGCCGUGGCGGCCACCCCCGUCAACCACAAGGAGUACAACGCGUACUUGGUCAAGAACAUCCAGGAGCUGACCGGCAUCGGCAAGAACUAAUCGCACCACCAAAUAACACUCCAAGCUUGGUUUUUUGAUAAAAUCACCUAUUUUAUUGAUUAUUAUUACUAUUAUCCUUAAACUAACGGAACAUUGUACAAAAGCCACAUUUUCCGUAAAAUAAAACACAACAAAUCAGCGUUACUCAUAAA